Messenger RNA from Drosophila willistoni, 3889 nucleotides. RefSeq names its product probable multidrug resistance-associated protein lethal(2)03659. Gene Ontology annotation, cellular component: membrane. Bases 1 to 3831 code for a protein of 1276 amino acids. NCBI's taxonomy places the organism in Eukaryota, Metazoa, Arthropoda, Insecta, Diptera, Drosophilidae. Gene Ontology annotation, molecular function: ATP hydrolysis activity; ABC-type transporter activity; ATP binding. The transcript is spliced from 7 exons. Gene Ontology annotation, biological process: transmembrane transport. The record is from RefSeq and is a predicted model, not a curated record.
AUGCAGGCCAGUCAAUUACCACCAAAUCCCCGCGAAUCGGCGGGGCUUUUAUCAUCAUUGAUGUUUUGUUUCGCUCUGCCUAUAUUGUUCAAAGGACGAAAAAAGACAUUGGAACCGACAGAUCUUUAUAAUACCCUCAAGGAGCAUCAGGCUGGAUAUUUGGGCAACAAAUUUUUCGAGAAAUGGCAAAAAGAGGUGGCAAAGUCGGCCGAAUUGAAGAAAGAACCCAGCGUUAUAAAGGUUAUAGGACGCCAAUUUGGCUGGCAAUUAAUAUUCUCGGGUAUAAUAAUUGCAUUUUUGGAAUUGGGUACCAGACUCACUUCACCGCUUUUGCUGGCUGGUCUGAUAAACGAGUUUACAAUCAACGGAAACGGAAAUGGUUUGGCAGCUCAGCUUUAUGCCAUUGGUUUAAUAUUAACCACAUCUUCCAGUGUUAUCCUCAUGCAUCCCUACAUGAUGGGCAUGACGCACCUGGCCAUGAAAAUGCGAGUGGCCGUCAGUGGAGCAAUUUACCGCAAAGCUCUUCGGCUAAGUAGAACCGCCUUGGGAGACACCACCACCGGGCAAGUGGUUAACUUAAUCUCCAAUGAUCUGGGGCGAUUUGAUCGGGCCUUGGUGCACUUUCACUUCCUUUGGCUGGGACCUUUGGAACUGCUUUUGGCUUCGUUUUUUAUUUAUCAACAAAUUGGCUGGUCCUCUUUCUAUGGCAUCGCCAUACUCAUCCUCUACCUGCCCCUUCAGACCUACAUGAGUAAACUCACCUCCAAAUUGAGACUGCGGACAGCCCUGCAAACAGAUCAGCGUGUGCGCAUGAUGAACGAAAUAAUCUCCGGAAUACAAGUGAUCAAAAUGUAUACUUGGGAGAAGCCGUUCGGGAAACUUAUUGAACAGCUGCGACGCAGUGAAAUGAGCUCCAUACGAAAGGUCAAUUACAUUCGAGGACUGCUUCUGUGCUUUGAAAUCACACUGGGUCGAAUUGCCAUAUUUGUCAGUCUCCUGGGAUUCGUUUUAGCUGGCGGAGAACUUACGGCGGAGAGAGCCUUUUGUGUGACAGCUUUCUACAAUAUUUUACGCCGCACUGUCAACAAAUUCUUUCCAAGUGGAAUGUCCCAAUUUGCCGAACUAUUAGUUUCCCUGAGAAGGAUUAAAACAUUUAUGAUGCGCGAUGAAUUGGAGGUAAGGGAUAACGAGAAACAAGGAAAAUUCCCAGAAGGCUCCAUUGAGAUGGAGCAAUUUAGAGCCCGGUGGAGUCCUGACAAUUCGGAACCCGCUUUGGAUAACAUCAACCUUAGUUUGAAAUCCCAACAAUUGGUGGCUGUCAUCGGACCUGUGGGAUCUGGUAAAUCUAGUCUCAUUCAAGCCAUUCUGGGAGAGCUGUCACCUGAGUCCGGUUCAGUUAAGGUGAACGGAAGAUACUCAUAUGCCUCCCAGGAACCAUGGCUCUUCAAUGGAUCGGUGAGAGAUAAUAUUCUGUUUGGCCUGCCCAUGGAUAAGCAACGCUAUCGCACAGUGGUGAGGAAAUGCGCCUUGGAACGCGACUUUCAGCUUUUGGGCGGCGAUAAGACUAUUGUGGGUGAGCGUGGAGCUGGUCUUUCGGGAGGUCAACGGGCUCGCAUAUCUUUGGCUCGAGCUGUGUACCGUCAGGCGGAUGUUUAUUUGCUGGAUGAUCCUCUCAGCGCUGUAGACACUCAUGUAGGUCGUCAUUUAUUCGAUGAGUGUAUGCGUGGAUACUUGCGUCAUCAGUUAGUUGUCCUAGUCACUCAUCAGCUACAAUUUCUGGAGCAGGCCGACCUCAUUGUAAUCAUGGAUAAGGGAAAGAUUAUGGCCAUGGGCACCUAUGAUGAUAUGCUCAAGAGUGGCCAAGAUUUUGCCAAACUUCUCAUAGAGAGCACGGAUCAAUGCGAUACAAAAGAGGAAGAAAAGGCUGGAGGAGAUGCGAAACCGUUCUUUGGCCGUCAAAUUAGUACCCAAAGUACCCGAAGUAUCCUUUCAUUUGACUCCAUAGACUAUCCAGAAAUGAUUCCUCAGGUGGUAAAAGCCACCUCGAAUUCCAAUGGAGAAAUCGGCCUUGGCAUGUACCAUAAAUAUUUCUCAGCAGGCUGCGGAUGGUUUGUCCUUGCCCUGGUGGUUGCUCUUUGUCUUGGAACUCAAUUGUUGGCCUCUGGUGGAGAUUACUUCCUCUCCUAUUGUGUAAAGAAUGCCUCAUCCUAUGUGGAGAUCUACUACUUUGCCGGCAUCAAUGCAUCUCUGGUGAUCUUUGCAAUACUCCGCACAGUUCUAUUCUUCAACGUCACUACGCACUCUUCUAACAAUCUACACAACUCCAUGUUCAAAGGUGUCUCAAGAAGUCCCUUGUAUUUCUUUCACAAAAAUCCAUCUGGCCGAAUUUUGAAUCGUUUUGCCAUGGACUUGGGUCAAACGGAUGAGGUUCUGCCUCCAGUUAUGUUAGAUUGUGUCCAAGUGUUCCUUACACUAACUGGAAUUAUAAGUGUUCUGUGCAUCACGAAUCCCUGGUAUCUGAUAAACACGGUGAUAAUGCUGAUAGCAUUCUAUUUUCUUCGAGAAUUCUAUCUAAGAACUUCACGAGAUGUGAAACGCUUGGAAGCCCAGGCCAGAUCGCCCAUGUAUUCCCAUUUCAGUGCUACCCUCAAUGGCCUGCCCAUGAUUAGGUCGAUGGAUGCUCAGGGUAUGUUGAUUGGGGAAUAUGAUAACUACCAGGACUUGCACAGUUCUGGCUAUUACACAUUCAUAUCCACAAGUCGAGCCUUUGGUUACUAUUUGGAUCUGUUUUGCGUGGCCUAUGUGAUCUCAGUGAUUUUAUUCAGCUUCUUCAACCCACCUCUGGAUGAUCCUGGUCAGAUUGGUUUGGCCAUUUCACAAGCUAUGUCAAUGACCGGCACCGUCCAGUGGGGCAUGCGUCAAUCUGCCGAAUUGGAGAACUCAAUGACUUCAGUGGAACGUGUCCUGGAAUAUAGAAACCUAGAACCGGAGGGCCAAUUUGAGUCCACCGUGGAACAACAACCUCCAAGCAGUUGGCCUGAAAAUGGCAAACUAGUAGCUGAGAAUUUAAGUCUGCGUUAUGCUCCUGACCCUCAAUCGGACUACGUUUUAAAGUCAAUUAACUUUGAGAUCAAACCACGUGAAAAAGUGGGCAUUGUCGGACGCACUGGAGCGGGUAAAUCUUCUCUAAUCAAUGCCCUGUUUCGUCUGUCCUACAAUGAGGGUGCAAUAAGGAUUGAUAAAAGAAAUACCGAAGAAAUGGGUCUUCAUGAUCUGCGCAGCAAAAUUUCCAUUAUACCCCAGGAACCGGUACUCUUCUCAGGAACUAUGCGCUACAAUCUGGAUCCCUUUGAGCAGUAUGAUGAUGCUAAAUUAUGGCAAGCUUUGGAAGAGGUGCAUCUGAGAAAGGAAGUUUCGGACAUGCCAUCAGGAUUGCAGAGUAUGAUAUCUGAAGGUGGCUCCAAUUUCAGUGUGGGUCAACGGCAACUUGUUUGCCUGGCCCGAGCAAUUCUGCGUGAGAACCGCAUUCUACUCAUGGACGAGGCCACCGCCAAUGUGGAUCCUCAAACUGAUGCCCUCAUCCAGUCGACUAUACGCAGAAAGUUCAAGGAUUGCACUGUUCUGACCAUUGCUCAUCGAUUGAACACAAUUAUGGACUCGGAUAAGGUUAUGGUCCUUAAUGCGGGCCAAAUUGUUGAAUUCGAUUCGCCAUAUAACUUACUAACAUCAAGCAAAAGUAAAGUGUUCUACGGCAUGGUCAAGCAGACGGGUACUUCGAGUUUUGAGAAUCUUCUAAGCAUAUCAGAAAAUGCCUUGGAUAGGAAAUAUUAAUUACCAUAAAGGAACUUCAGAAGUGCCUUGUUUGAAACCUUUGAAGGAUCAAUGAAGG